This is a messenger RNA of Auxenochlorella protothecoides, 3246 nucleotides long. RefSeq names its product 1,4-alpha-glucan-branching enzyme 2, chloroplastic/amyloplastic. Gene Ontology annotation, molecular function: 1,4-alpha-glucan branching enzyme activity; hydrolase activity, hydrolyzing O-glycosyl compounds; GTPase activity. The record is from RefSeq and is a predicted model, not a curated record. NCBI's taxonomy places the organism in Eukaryota, Viridiplantae, Chlorophyta, Trebouxiophyceae, Chlorellales, Chlorellaceae. The coding region runs from base 1 to 3246 and encodes 1081 amino acids. Gene Ontology annotation, cellular component: cytoplasm. The transcript has 20 exons. Gene Ontology annotation, biological process: carbohydrate metabolic process.
AUGGCAGGAUCUGGGAAGACCACGUUCGUGCAGCGCCUGGCCUCCCACAUCUCUGCCACUGGCAAGACUGGCUACCUCUUGAACCUGGACCCGGCCGUCGCCAAGGUGCCAUACAACUCUAACGUCGACAUCCGAGACACGAUCCACUACAAGAAUGUGAUGAAGGAGUACUCGCUGGGUCCCAAUGGCGCCAUCCUCACCUCCCUGAACCUGUUUGCCACGCGCUUCGACCAGGUCAUAGACCUGUGCACCAAGCCGCGGGACCCCCCUCUAGACUUUGUGGUGGCAGACACCCCCGGCCAGAUCGAGAUCUUCACCUGGUCGGCCUCCGGGGCCAUCAUCACCGAGGCGUUUGCGACAGUGCUGCCCACCGCUGUGGUCUUUGUGGUGGACACGCCACGAUGCACCGCUCCCCAGACCUUCAUGAGCAACAUGCUGCAGGCAUGCAGCAUCCUGUACAAGACACGGCUUCCCAUGCUCCUCGCAUUCAACAAGGUCGACGUGGCGCGGCACGACUUUGCGGUGGAGUGGAUGCAGGACUUUGAGAUCUUCCACGAGGCCCUGGCAUCCGAUACGACCUACGCAGCCAGCCUCAGCAGGUCCAUGUCCCUCGUACUGGAGAAAUUCUACGAGAAUCUGAAGGCAGUGGGCGUCUCUGCCAUCACUGGAGAGGGGAUGGACGAUUUCAUGGCGGCUGUGGCGGAGUGCCGUAAAGAGUACGAGGCAGGCUACCUCCCGGAACUCAAUCGCAGGAAGGCGGUGCACGCCGAAACGGAGCAGCGAAGGAGGGAGGAGGAGCUGAAGAGAUUAAGAGAGGACCUCAAGGGUGGCUCCACCGGCUCCCGCUUUGUGCCGGUGAGUGCCACUCCAGAGAAUCAGCAAUCUCCCAUCGACGUCGCGAGGCGCGAGAAUGCGGCACUCAAGCAGUCCAUCAACAAGACCGAGGCCUCCGUGAAGAAGCUCUCGGGCAAGCUGUCCGAUGCAGGAGUGGAAGUGCCGCCCCUCAGCACUGCCACGGUGGGCUCCACCCGUACCAAUGGCAGCAAUGGCGGCGCCACGGCUGCUAAGACCUCCAAUCCAGAGCCACAAGAUCCAGAGGACUUCUGGUCUCCAGUCAAGCAUGUGCCUGACGGAGUUGCAUUCCAGUAUCGGUGGCAUAUCUUCAAAAGCAUCCGGUCAGCCAUUGAUGCCAACGAGGGCGGCCUAGACAAGUUCUCGCAGGGGUACAAAUACUACGGCAUCAACCGCGGCGAGCAUGAGGGCAAAAAGGGCCUCUGGUAUCGGGAGUGGGCGCCCGGUGCAAAGGCGGUGGCCCUGAUUGGGGAGUACAAUGGGUGGAAGGCGGGUCCCGAGCACUGGGCCACCAGGAACGACUUUGGGGUCUGGCAGCUGUUCCUGCCCGACAACGAGGACGGCACCCCAGCCAUCGCCCACAGGACCAAGAUCAAGACUCGGCUGGAGACGGCGUACGGGGAGUGGGUGGAGCGCAUACCUGCCUGGAUCAAGUGGGCGACGCAGGAGUGGAACGAGAUCCAGUACAACGGGGUGCACUACCAGCCGCUGGAGGCGGGCGCCCCGGGGGUCUACGAGGAGAACAAGGCAUACACAUUCAAGUACCCGCGCCCGGACCGGCCCCGCGACCUGCGCAUCUACGAGUGCCACGUGGGCAUGUCUUCCAAGGACCCCAAGGUCAACUCCUACCUGGAGUUCAAGGAGGAGGUCCUGCCCCGCAUCCGGUCGCUGGGGUACAACGCCAUCCAGAUCAUGGCCAUCCAGGAGCACGCCUACUACGGCUCCUUUGGCUACCACGUGACCAACUUCUUCGGCGUGAGCAGCCGCAGCGGCACCCCUGACGAGCUCAAGGCCAUGAUCGACGAGGCCCACCGUCUGGGCCUGGUGGUGCUCAUGGACAUCGUGCACUCCCACGCCUCCAAGAACACGCAGGACGGCAUCAACAUGUUUGACGGCACCGACGGCAUGUACUUCCACGGCGGCGGCCGCGGCUUCCACUGGAUGUGGGACUCGCGCUGCUUCAACUACGGCAACUGGGAGACGAUGCGCUUCCUGCUCUCCAACUCGCGCUGGUGGAUGGACGAGUACAAGUUCGACGGCUACCGCUUCGACGGCGUGACCUCCAUGAUGUACCACCACCACGGCCUGCAGGUGGCCUUCACCGGCAACUACGACGAGUACUUUGGCAUGGCCACCGACGUCGACGCUGUGGUGUACCUCAUGCUGGUCAACAACACGCUGCACGACCUCUUCCCCACGGCCAUCACCAUCGGGGAGGACGUGUCUGGCAUGCCCACCUUCUGCAGGCCCUGGCAGGAGGGCGGCGUCGGGUUCGACUACCGCCUCAACAUGGCCAUCGCAGACAAGUGGAUCGAGCUGCUUUCUGAGUAUGAUGAUUACUCAUGGAACAUGGGCAACCUCACACACACCAUGACCAACCGGCGCUACGCCGAGCCCUGCGUGGGGUAUGCGGAGUCCCACGACCAGGCGCUGGUGGGGGACAAGACCAUCGCCUUCUGGCUGAUGGACAAGGACAUGUACGAGCGCAUGUCCCUCUCCGGACCCAGCUCUGGCGCGGUGGACCGCGGCAUCGCGCUGCACAAGAUGAUCCGCCUGAUCACCAUGUGCCUGGGGGGCGAGUCCUACCUCAACUUCAUGGGCAACGAGUUUGGCCACCCCGAGUGGAUCGACUUCCCACGUGACGACACCUACGACACCAGCACGGGCGCCUUUGUCCCCGGCAACGGCGGGUCCCUGGACAAGUGCCGCCGGCGCUGGGACCUGGCCGACGACCCCAGCCUGCGCUACAAGUUCAUGGCCGCCUUUGACCGCGCCAUGAACCACCUGGACAAGGCGUAUGGCUUCGUGGCAGCGGAGCACCAGUGGGUGUCGCGCAAGGACGAGGGCGACAAGGUCAUUGUGGUCGAGCGGGGGGACCUCAUCUUCGUGUUCAACUUCCACCCCGUGUCGUCCUUCACCGACUACAAGAUUGUGCUGAGCAGUGAUGAGGAGGUGUUUGGUGGGUACACCAACGUCAGCAAGAAGUAUGACGCCGAGAUCCACACAGAGGAGGGCAACUACGACAACCGCCCACACUCCAUGAAGGUGUAUGCGCCGUCACGCACAGUGGUGGUCUAUGCACCCGCAGACACCACCGACGCCAAGGCCGACUCCAAGCCCGAGGGCAUCCCCGGGCUCGGAGUCAAGGGAGUUGGGCCCUACUUUGCCGUGUGA